GUAGCUGCCGGAGACCCUGAUUCGACUAAGGCUGGAUCCUAACAGAAAAUGAGAAUUCCUGUUGCAAGAGUGCAAGCACUGCCAGCAACUGCAGCCAGUGGAACCAGGAAGAAAUACCUGAAAAGGGGAAUGACCCGUCGAGCGCUCACGUCAAAAACUGCCCGGAUGAAGUGGCAACGACUUGAACGUAGGGUCACAGAGAAUGACAACUUCCGGUAUGGAGACUGAUAUGAACAGGCUGCUAAAGCAACGUGAAGAACUCCCAGAAAGAAGAGAGAAACUUUCAAAAAGAAGGGAGAAGGCCGCCAAAGAGAAUGGAGAUGGGGAUAAAAAUGUACAUAGCAUUAAUGAGGAGACGGAAUCACCAACUGCGAACAUCGAUUACAUCAAUGAUAGUGUUUCUGAUUGUCAAGCCAAUAUCAUGCAGAUGGAGGAAGCAAAGGGGGACUCGUUUGGCGGGAAUCCCAAGCCCCCCGGAGCCCGGGAAGGAGCGGAGCGGAGCGACCCGAGUUCUCCGUCAACGAUGGGUCCUUUCCCAUGGACAUUCCUGGUCUUGGGGUAUCUGCUGUCAGGUCUGCGACGCGGAGCCUUCCAGUCCCCGGUUCCCGCCAUGACGCCGAAUGAGGAGGAGCUGGUGUUGCCCCUGAACAGGUCAUUCUCCCUGUGGUGCACCGGGGACAGCGAGAUCAGCUGGCGGUUCCCCACGCUGGAUGACGAGAGCUCCGGCGUGGCCAUCCGCAGUGAGAAGAACAACUGCAGCAACUUCCUGUCCGUGCUGGAGGUGGCCAACGCCUCAGCCGUGCACACAGGCCUCUACACCUGUUACUACAACGACACGCAGGCCCAGGGGACCGGGAUCAUAGGCCGGAAUAUCUACGUCUACGUGCCUGACCCUGACGUCACCUUUGUGCCCUCCGUCAUGGUCGACCGCUUCAUCGUCGUGGAGGAAGGCAAUUCCACCGUGAUCCCCUGUCGCCCCAGCGACCCGCAGGCGCAGGUGACCCUGCACUCCAGCGAUGGCAAGGAGGUCUCUGCCACCUACGACCGACGCAGAGGCUUCCUGGGUCACUUCGCCACGGGGUCCUAUACGUGUGAGACAACCAUCCGUGGCAGGAAGUUCCGGACCCCCGAGUUUAACGUCCACACCUUGCGAGUCUCCCAGGAGAUCGUCUUGGAGAUGGAGGCCCCGAAGACGGUAUACAAGACAGGCGAAACCAUCGUGGUCACCUGUUCCGUCCUGGACAUCGAGCUGGUCGAUUUCCAGUGGAACUACCCGGGGGAGGCGAGGGACAAGGGAGUCGUCAAGAUGGACAAGAUUACGGUCCCGUCCGUCAAGCUGGUGUUCACCCUCACGGUCCCCAAUGCCACGGCCAAGGACCGCGGCAGUUACGAGUGUGCCGUCGGCCACGUCACCAGGGAGGUGCAGCAGACGAAGAAGGUCACCAUCUCCGUCCUAGAGAAAGGCUUCGUCUGGCUCCAGCCUGUCUCCGACCCGGUGGAGGCCGUGAACCUGCACGCGAUCUGGCAUUUUGACGUGGACCUGGAGGCCUACCCCCCGCCCAGGGUGUCCUGGCUGAAGAACAACGAGUCGCUCACCAAGAACAUGACUGGGAUCUCCACUAGCCUGCAGAAGACCCAUGAGUACAGGUAUCAGAGCAGGCUGAAGCUGAUCCGUGCAAAGGAGGAAGACAGAGGGCACUACACAAUUGUGGUGCAAAAUGAGGAUGAUAUUGCGAGCUACACUUUUGAGCUGCGGGUUCACGUGCCGGCCUCCAUCUUGGAUCUGGUGGACGACCCCCACGGCUCGGAGGGUCGCCAGACCGUCCGCUGUGUCGCCGAAGGGAUCCCGCUGCCCGACAUCGACUGGCUGAUUUGCGCGGACAUUAAAAUGUGCAAAAAUGAGACCUUGUGGACCCUCCUGGCCACCAACGCAUCCGACAUCACCAUGGUGGCCCACAGGGGCGACCGGGACACGAUUGAGAGUCAGGUGACCUUCCAGCAGGUGGAGGAGACCCUGUUGGUUCGCUGCCUGGCCAAGAACCACCUCGGGGCCGUGACACGGGAGCUGAAGCUCAAGGCCCCCGUCCUGUGCAUUGAGGUGAACCUGGUUGCUGCCGUCCUGGUGCCCCUGGUUGUGAUCGUCUCCUUCAUCAUGAUGGUCAUCAGGUGGAAACAGAGGCCGCGCUCUGUGAUCCGAUGGAGGUACGUGGAGUCCAUGAGCCGGAACCGCCACGAGUCGUUCUGCAUGGAACCGGUGCUGCUCCCCUACGACUCGCGCUGGGAGGUUCCGAAGGACCAGCUGGUGCUCGGUCGACUCCUUGGGUCCGGAGCAUUUGGACAGGUGGUUGAAGGCACUGCAAACGGACUGAGCAAGUCCCAGCCCAAGAUGAAGGUGGCUGUGAAAAUAUUAGGAUCCACGUCUCGAUACAGCGAGAGGCAGGCCCUCUUGGUGGAGUUGGACAUCAUGAUGCAUCUGGGCCCCCAUCUGAACGUUGCCAACCUCCUGGGAGCCUGCACCCAAUCAGGACCCAUCUACAUCAUCAUGGAGUACUGCCUCUACGGCGAUCUGGGCGACUACCUGCGCAAGAACCGCAAUAGGUUCCUGGCUGUCCACUCGGAGAAGACGGAGGAAGAGCUGGACACCUUGAGCCCCGACGACAAGAGCACCAUUAAUUACGCCUGUCUCACAUCUGAAAAAAAUCGGGACGACGCGGACGUGACACAGGAGGUCGGCACGCAGAACGUGUCCAAGUUGGAGAGGAAAGAAUCGUCCGAGCAUGUGGACUUGCAUAAAUGCCUGUGCCGCGACAAGAAGUCCAUAUCGGGACCACUGGCAAAACCUGAAGUCCUGGACCUCCUGUCAGAUGACGGUUCAGAAGGCUUUGGCGUGCUGGAACUGCUGAGCUUUUCCUACCAGGUGUCCCGCGGGAUGGAGUUCUUGGCUUCGAGAAACCAUUUCAAUACUUCUACCCCGACCCUGUGCAUCCAUCGGGACCUGGCCGCACGGAACGUCCUGCUGACCCGAGGGAAGAUCGUGAAGAUCGGCGACUUUGGGCUGGCGAGGAAUCUCAAGCAAAACUCCAGCUACAUGGCUAAGAGCUGCCAGAUGUUCCUGCCCGUAAAGUGGAUGGCCCCGGAGAGCAUCUUCGACAACCCCCCCGCUGGCCUGCCGGAAGGGACUGGUCACCAGCUUCCCUCCUGGAUACCCACCCUCAUGCUGUGUGCCCCAGCGCGGAUCCAGCACGAACUCCUCGUCUGUGGCUCUGUCCAAUCUCCUCCAUCCCUGUUGGCGUUUCAGGCUGAGCAGCUUUUUGGGGAAGGGAGUCCCGUGCUCACCCCCUUUCCUUGUGUCGCCCUUUGGCCUUGCCAGCUUCUCAUUCUUGUGAGAGUCCCUUACCCCGACGCCAAGGUGUCUGGGGACCACAAAUUCCCCAUCCGCCCUGCCCACCUCUCCACGGCUGUGGAACUGGCAAUCCGGUCUCCCGAGUGCUGGCUAAGUCACCGAAGGCCGGACCCUCCGAGGCCGCGAGGGCACACCGCGGUUGACGCAAAUGGUACCGCUCUGUCCGCAGGGAGCACACCCUACCCGGGCAUAACGGUCAACGCCACAUUUUAUGAGAAGAUCAAGAGCGGCUAUCGAAUGCCCAAGCCGGAACACGCCACCAGCGAGGUAUAUGACAUCAUGCUCAAGUGCUGGAACAAGGAACCCGAGAAGAGACCAUCCUUCUACGAGCUGAGCGAGACAGUGGAGAGCAUGCUGCCCAGCCACUACAAGGAGAGGUACGAGAAAAUCCAACAGGACUUCCUGAAGAGUGACCACUCGGCCGUGGCCCCGACAAGAGGUGAGAGGGUCAAGCCACACGUGGGUGACACCUGUGAGAACGAGGAGUGGGAGGACAGCUUGGACAGGCGGAGACUCAGCUGCGCCGACAGUGACUACGUCAACCCCCUAUUGGACUCCGACACCAGUGAGGAGGACGACCUCAGCAAGAGUAACAGGUACAGGUACCUGCUCCCCGGCCACCCCCUCCACACCCCCCAGCUCCAUGGGGCAGCUUUGCAGGGUCUGGUCUUCCAGGAGGAGUGGGAAGGCGGUGAGCGGAGCAUGUCGGGCUGGAAGGUCGGUCCCCCCGAUGCCCCUGGGGCCGUGGUGCCAUUCCGGCGCUCCCCUAUGUUUGAAGAUAGCGGCGCCGAGACGGUUUCCACCAGCUGGUUCUACACCCAGGUAGAGAACAAGACCGGCGAGGACAUCGACCCGGCGGACAAUGACGCUGACAGGAAUCGUUGGAGCAGGGUCGCGGCCACAGCUGAGACGAGAAUGGAGCAGAGAGCAGAGCUCAUCGUCGCAGCUUCUAGCGAAAUCUGA
Tachyglossus aculeatus (Australian echidna) is the source of this 4366-nucleotide messenger RNA. Its product is annotated as platelet-derived growth factor receptor alpha-like. Gene Ontology annotation, biological process: multicellular organism development; protein phosphorylation; positive regulation of kinase activity. Gene Ontology annotation, molecular function: platelet-derived growth factor binding; ATP binding; platelet-derived growth factor alpha-receptor activity. The record is from RefSeq and is a predicted model, not a curated record. The transcript has 30 exons. NCBI's taxonomy places the organism in Eukaryota, Metazoa, Chordata, Mammalia, Monotremata, Tachyglossidae. Bases 203 to 4366 code for a protein of 1387 amino acids. Gene Ontology annotation, cellular component: signaling receptor complex.